Molecule: messenger RNA, 1169 nt
Organism: Mytilus californianus (California mussel)
Lineage: Eukaryota; Metazoa; Mollusca; Bivalvia; Mytilida; Mytilidae
Product: protein arginine N-methyltransferase 6-like
Exons: 13
Coding region: 25-1152 (375 amino acids)
Biological process (GO): peptidyl-arginine methylation
Molecular function (GO): protein-arginine N-methyltransferase activity
Source: RefSeq, a predicted model, not a curated record
UUAGGUCCGAGUUGUCAUAUAUUCAUGGUUUCAACAUUUUGGUGGCAAACUUAUAGAAAGAUCUCAGAAAUGAAUACGCACGAAUCGGAUCCAUUUGAACCAAAAAGACCUCGACUUCAGUUGGCAAUAAAAGAAGAAGAUGGAUUUGAGACCAAAGAGAAUAACAGUCAAGAUGAAGAAUAUUUUAGAAGUUAUGCUGAUAUAUCGAUACACGAAGAGAUGUUAAGUGACGUUGUUCGUACAAAUGCCUACAGAUAUGCUAUACUGAAGAAUUAUGAGAAGAUAAGAGGAAAGACUGUGGCAGAUAUUGGUGCAGGGACAGGUAUUCUCAGCGUGUUUUGUGUACAUGCUGGUGCUAAAAAAGUAUUUGCAAUAGAAGCAAGCAGCAUGGCAGAGCAGACAGAAUCAUUAGUAGAAGAAAAUAAGUUAUCCAACAGAAUAACAGUCAUCAACAAAAAAACAGAGGAUGUGGCCUUUCCAGAAAAGUUAGAUGCUAUUGUCAGUGAAUGGAUGGGUUACUGCUUGUUAUAUGAGUCUAUGUUGCAGUCAGUUAUUGAUACCAGAGAUAAAUGGUUGAAAAAGGAAGGAUUGAUGUUUCCAGCUACUGCAACACUAUACAUAGCUGCAUAUAAUGAUGAUGAAUAUGACGCAAGGUUAAAUAUAUGGAAUGAGUUUAAAUCAAUGUACAAGGUUUCAAUGGAGUCCAUGAAAAAAUGUGCAAAGAAAUGUAUAUCAAGGAAUGUAAGUGUAAGAUGUGUACCACCUAUGAGUAUUAUGUCCCAUGGUCAAACAGUUUGUUCUAUAGAUCUGAAAACAGUAACACUCCAAGAAUUACAUAAUAUCAAAAAACAAUUUAAACUAGAAUGUUUUGGACAAUCAACAAUACAUGGAUUCAUCACAUGGUUUACAGUAACAUUUCCAGGGGACAUAACUCUGUCAACGUCACCAUAUUCAGAGGAUACACAUUGGGGUCAGACAAUAUUUUACCUAGAAGAACCAUUUGAUGUUGACCAAGGAACUCUUAUCACUGGAGAAUUUUCUCUUUGUCCGAAUAAUUAUAAAUCCAGGUUUUUAGAUAUCAACAUAAAUUACAGGGUUAAUAAUGGACCAGAAACUAAGAAGUAUUAUUUUAUGAAUGAUUGUAUUACAUGAUAAAUUUUUGAACUUUU